GUUGACGAUGGCUCUGGUGACGACGACGAUGAUCAGGACGAGUUCAUUGUGUCUGACGAAGAGAUGACUGAGAUGGAACGCAAUAAAAUAGAACGGCGCGAACGGAAGUGGAAGCGAAACAUCCAGAAAUAUAAUGACAAACAGAUGGCCGCAAAGGAGGGGGGUGCUUCGGCAG
This is a messenger RNA of Sphaeroforma arctica JP610, 175 nucleotides long. RefSeq lists its product as hypothetical. The transcript has a single exon. Lineage: Eukaryota; Ichthyosporea; Ichthyophonida. The record is from RefSeq and is a predicted model, not a curated record. The annotation marks the transcript as partial.